CCCGCCCCCGGCUCCGCCUCCCGCCCGCCCCGCCAGCUGCUCUCGCCUCCGCCUGCGUGCUCGUCCGGAGGAGCAGCUCGCCGAGGCCGCGGAGCUGCGUCCCCAGCGAACACAGGGCUUGGCUUUCUUGGCGUUGUGACACCCAGACGGGAGCCUGUCCUGUCCAGAAUGAAGGUCUUCCUGUCCGUGCUGCUGGUGGCCCUUCUGGGUGUGGAGCAAGCCCACUCCUUGGUGUGCUUCUCUUGCACGAAUCAGAACAGCAAUUUCUACUGCCUGAAGCCCACCAUCUGCUCCGACUCUGACAACUACUGCGUGACCGUAUCUGCCGCCGCUGGCAUUGGGAACGUGGUGGACUUUGGCCACAGCCUGAACAAGGGCUGCUCCCCAGUGUGCCCUGCCCCCCCAAACAUCAACGUCGGCGUGGCAUCCAUGGGUACCUACUGCUGCCAGAGCUUCCUGUGCAACAUCAGCGCAGCCGAUGGCGGGCUGCGGGCCAGCGCGGCUGUGCUGGGCCUCGGGCUGCUGCUCAGCCUGCUGUCGGCUUUGCUGCGGCUUGGCCCCUGACCACCUGGACCCUGUGCCCAGCCCUGACCCCCGCAGCUCAGGAAGGAAGGCCCAGCCCCGCCCAGACCCCUCAGCUCCUGCCUGAUCCCACCUCCUUGGCCCAGUCCCCACCAUCAGGCCUGCCCCCUGCACCUGUACCUGCCCCCAUAGGGGUCCGCUACCCUCACUGCCUCACUUCCGGGGUCAAUGAUACGACCUUCCUCCGGGAGCCUGAGAAGGGAUGAGGGUCCGUCUGGAGUCUGUGGGUCUCAGAGUCAGAACUGAGUCACACUGAGAUGGGUACCUAAGUCCUGGGCCCUGUCCCCGUCCAGGCCCUGUCCGUUCCAGACAGUGGUGUGUAAGAUGUGCUUUGUGCCACUGUGUCUUAGAAGGGGGAACCUCCUGUGGUUGUGAAUACCCCCAGCUGUGUGGGGCAGGUCAUUGUGUGGCCUUCUUGGCUCUGCUUGGGGAAGAAGUGGGGGGUAAGCAGCCCUGAAAACCCCGAACUCCAACACCAGGGCCAUUCUUGGGCAUUCUGUACCCUACAUUCCACCCACUCGAUGGCAGGGAUUACACUGCAUCCAGGUCUAGGCUGCUGGACCCAGAAAUCAUCUCCUACCCCCAAAGCCAGCCGGAGCCUCCGCCCCUGCCCCCCACACUGGAGCCCUUCUGCUGCUUUGGUGCUUCAAGUAAACUUGGAUGUUCCCACCCCU
This is a messenger RNA of Hipposideros armiger (great roundleaf bat), 1256 nucleotides long. It is a transcript of the gene LY6E, whose product is annotated as lymphocyte antigen 6 family member E. Lineage: Eukaryota; Metazoa; Chordata; Mammalia; Chiroptera; Hipposideridae. The record is from RefSeq and is a predicted model, not a curated record. The transcript is spliced from 4 exons. The coding region runs from base 169 to 564 and encodes 131 amino acids. Gene Ontology annotation, cellular component: plasma membrane. Gene Ontology annotation, molecular function: acetylcholine receptor inhibitor activity.